Molecule: messenger RNA, 2019 nt
Organism: Ostrinia nubilalis (European corn borer)
Lineage: Eukaryota; Metazoa; Arthropoda; Insecta; Lepidoptera; Crambidae
Exons: 2
Coding region: 182-1813 (543 amino acids)
Source: RefSeq, a predicted model, not a curated record
GAUCGCAAUGUCAAGUUCAACGAACUAUUAAUUUCGUGCGGAACGAUAAACGUGCCGUUUUUACAACGUCAUAUUCAGCAGAAUUAUCUCGGGAUGAUGCCCAUGUGUAGUUCGUGUGAUAUUUUUAUUGCGCGCUCCGACGCCCGCCACGCUCCCAGCGAAAUGUCAGCGGUCCUCUAAAAUGGCUUACAAUAUCGUCCUGUUGCUUUUUGUCGUCGUUAACUCGGCUGUUGGAGUCAGAAUCAACUUCACGAGUUGCCAAAGCCCCGAGUGGAGUUGUAACAACAACCUCCCAAACGAAAUCGUGUACACCUGCGCUAAUGUACUGAGCAAUGACUUCAUCAUACACCUCAAGGAUUACUACACGGAUCACAUUACGAGUGUAACCGUGCAAAAUUGCAGAGACGUGAGAGUUGUACUCGACUGCCCACUGCUGCAGCGACCUUCUCAACUUCAACGGUUCAAAAUAAAGGAUUGCGACCGAGUCGAAUUCGUGUCUUUGUCUAGCACGUCACUGCUACAAACACCGCCUGAAGUCACUAUAGAAAACGCCAGAGAAGUCGUGUCCUUGCCUAGAAAAAUAUUCAAAUCACCAGUCACUAACACAGAACUGAAAUGCAUCGGCGCUCAUUCGAUGAGAAAAAUACGUAUCGUUAAUAGCAAAAUAAACACAAUCAACACUCGAGCUAUUUACAAUGUCACCGGUAUCAAAAGUAUCGAAUUCGAAAAUGUGACUGUAACCAAUGUGGAAAACCAAGCGAUAGAAGCUAUCAUGGGCAAUGAUAAUACGCUUUUUUCGAUGGUGAACUGUAAAAUAGAGAAUUUGAACUUUAAAGGUAUCGUUGUAAGGACCAAGACAGCGGUUAUAGACAACAAUGUAUUUGAUGAUUUGAUUGCAAAUGUGGUUAAUAUAACAUCAGACUUUCUGCAAAUGACAAAGAACACGAUAAAAGAUAUCUACUCCAAUGCUUUGUUACUGCGAUCUGUAAAUACUGAUAUAACGAAUAACAAUAUCAAUCUACUGAAAAUCAACUCUUUAAUUGGUGUUAAAUGUUUAAGGAAGAGGAUCAGCAAUAAAUACUUCAUCUUCUCUAAAAACAAGAUUCGGACAGUGGAACCCUACUCUCUUGCAUUCGACUAUGCUAGUUGCAAAUCAGCUGGGACCACAGUCAAUGUUAACCACAACAAAAUCGACUGCAAAUGUCGAAACAUAUCGUAUUUGACCUCAUCACCUACGAACGUGGAGCUGAAUAACAUGUUUUUAGAUGUAGUAAAUAACAAUACGUGUAUAUCCGCGCCGUGUUCUUUACCCGUUGAAGUUGUAAAGCUGUUGUUAGAAAGUGACAUGUGUCAACUGAACCUGGACCCUCAAGUGAUGUGUUUGCUCUAUAGCGACAGACAUAAUAAUAACAACGACAUGACAACAGACGAAGAUGUAACAGAACCGGCUCCUACUUUUUAUCUCAUAAGACAAGCGAAUUCGCCAAACGGCGACGCAAGCGCAGCCAUGACGGCCAUAGACAAAGACUACUUGCUCAAGGGCAGCAAUUUGAACAUGACCAACCGAACAGCGAUCAAGGUUGUCUUUGAUUCGUCUAGAGACUUCGUAGAGACUUUAAGAAGCACCGGGACCCAUAAGAGACCAAUUGAAGAGCCUAAAACGCCUCAGACUGUCGAGUAUGUGAGCCGUUGUGUGGGCAACCAAUGCCGGAACAACGUCGUAUAUGACAGGCAGAAAGCGCUGGACUUUUAUAAGUACGUCUACGCUCAGUUAAGACCGCCUAGGCAAAAUGACAAGAAAAAGAUAACUUAAUUUAUAACUUGAAUCAUUAUUUUUUAUUUAAAUAUAUUCGAUUUGUAUCAUAGAUUUAUCGUUAACUGUACCUGCACAAAAAUAUUCAACACCAACAGAAAUAAUAAAAAUUGUUUAUGCGUAUAACUAAAGUCUUUUCAUUUUUAAGUAUGUCAAGUGAUAGCAUUAUGGACCUCAUUAAUAUUUUGUUACUAUAAGAAAUAUUG